CCUUCUAGUCCAAUAGAGAAACUUGUGGCCCCUAAACACUAUGCAGGUGACUUUUCCUUAAUUAUAGACUUCACUCUUUACUGGGAAGGAGUUAUUCCAAUGAAUAAGUAGCUCCUAAACACACUGGGGACUCUUUCCUGUUGUGGUGUUGUGGAGCUAAGAGGGAGCCGCCCUUAAUAGAAAAGAAAAUUGAGAGUCAGAAAUUAAACAACUGAGUUCACCUACCCCAAGAGGAAAGUAGUGAUUUCUCUGAAAAGCCCGACACUGCCAUCAUGGCAGGGAAACCCAUUCUUCACUACUUUGAUGGACGGGCCAGAAUGGAGUCCAUCCGGUGGCUCUUGGCCGCAGCUGGCGUAGAGUUUGAAGAGAAAUUCAUGAAAACUCGAGAAGACUUGGAAAAGUUAAGAAAAGAUGGGAGUUUGAUGUUCCAGCAGGUGCCCAUGGUGGAGAUCGAUGGGAUGAAGCUGGUGCAGACCAGAGCCAUUCUCAACUACAUUGCUGCCAAAUACAACCUCUAUGGGAAGGACAUAAAGGAGAGAGCCCUAAUUGAUAUGUAUUCAGAAGGGAUGACAGAUUUGAAUGAAAUGGUCCUUCUUUACCCAUACCUUCCAUCUAGGGACAAAGAUGGAAGACUUACUCAGAUCAAAGAGAAAUCAAGAAACCGUUACUUUCCUGCCUUUGAGAAGGUGUUAAAGAGCCAUGGGCAAGACUACCUGGUUGGCAAUAGGCUGAGCAAGGCUGACGUCCACCUAACUGAACUUCUCUACCACACAGAAGAGCUGGACUCCACUGUUCUUGCCAACUUCCCUCUACUGAAGGCCCUGAGAACCAGAGUCAGCAACCUGCCCACAGUUAAGAAGUUUCUGCAGCCUGGCAGCCAGAGGAAGCCCUUUGAUGAUAGAAAAUGUGUGGAAAUAGCAAGGAAGCUUUUCAGUUAAAUGGAGGCAGACAUGGAGACAUACAAUACUGGGCUUUAUCCAAAUGUUGAUCCUGAUUACGAUGAGGCUAACACAGUUUCCCAAAAUUUCUGUGCUAAUUUAGUUAGAAAGGAGCUAUGCAGAUUUCUUUGCAAUGCAGUCUAUUUAGUUUUGGUGAAGUUUUAUAACCAUGAUCACUACCUGGGAUCUCUUUAAAUUUGAUAGAAUAGAGAAAGUUUCUUAUUCACUGGUCUAUUUAAAAAUUGUCAUAACAUCUGUCAUGUACUAUCUCAAAGAAAAUUAGGUAGAAAUUUUCAUCUGAUACUCUGCUUAGGCAAAAAUAUUUUUUUGUUUUGUGUUUUGCUACCUUUCUCACCAAAACACAUUAAAAACAAACCUAUAAAGAACCAUUUUCUUUCAA
Molecule: messenger RNA, 1338 nt
Organism: Marmota monax (woodchuck)
Lineage: Eukaryota; Metazoa; Chordata; Mammalia; Rodentia; Sciuridae
Product: glutathione S-transferase A3
Exons: 8
Coding region: 273-938 (221 amino acids)
Biological process (GO): xenobiotic metabolic process; glutathione metabolic process
Cellular component (GO): extracellular exosome; cytosol
Molecular function (GO): glutathione transferase activity
Source: RefSeq, a predicted model, not a curated record